Molecule: messenger RNA, 375 nt
Organism: Acromyrmex echinatior (Panamanian leafcutter ant)
Lineage: Eukaryota; Metazoa; Arthropoda; Insecta; Hymenoptera; Formicidae
Product: 4-vinylanisole receptor-like
Biological process (GO): sensory perception of smell; detection of chemical stimulus involved in sensory perception of smell
Cellular component (GO): plasma membrane
Molecular function (GO): odorant binding; olfactory receptor activity
Source: RefSeq, a predicted model, not a curated record
AAUAAUGAAAUCACUUCUAUUCUACACUAUAACAAAUCUCGAAGCAUUUAUAUUUUGUUAUGCUGGAGAAUAUUUGAACAACAAGAGUAAAGAAAUUGGGGUCGCGGCGUACAACUGUGAAUGGUACGAUUUGAAAUCUACUGAAAGUCGAAUCUUGUUAUUUAUCAUAUUGAGAUCGCAAAAACAAUUGACACUCACGGUAGGAAAGAUGAUGGAUCUGUCUUUGCAAGCUUUUACAAGCAUCAUGAAUGCUUCGGGUUCAUAUUUAUCAAUGCUGUUGGCGAUGCAAUGAACGAGGGUCAAUAACUUUUAAGUAAUUAUAGAAAAUAUAAAUUAUUCCUAAUUCACUAGUUAUAAAAACGCACAUUGUACUAC